CAUGUAUGAUGAAACGUCACUGCCACGUCGAGGACCAACUGCACGCGCGUCCCUGCUGGUUCACGAAACUUCUUUCAAACACUUUUAGUUAUCUGUUUAACGUGCUGUCUCUUCAGCAGCUGGGAGUGUGGCAGCAUGCUGCUGGCCGUGCUGAGCUGCCUCUGCUCCUCCCUGCUGGUGUCUGUCCGCGGGGGGAAGCUGCCUGAAGCCGAGGUGGAGAUAGAUGUUCUGCACAGACCUUUCCUCUGUCGCCGAAAAUCAAAGUACGGAGACCUCCUGCUGGUGCAUCAGGAGGUCUACUUUGAGAAUGGGACGAUGGUUUACACCAGUCGAACCGAUGGUGACAAGCAUGCAAUGUGGUUUACACUGGGCAUCAGAGAAGUGAUCAAAGGCUGGGAUAAAGGCCUGCAAGACAUGUGCUCCGGAGAGCAGAGGAAACUCGUCGUACCUCCAGCCCUGGCCUAUGGGAAGGACGGGAAAGGUAAGAUCCCACCUGAAAGCACACUGACCUUCGUCGUCUCGCUGCUUGACAUCAAAAACGGACCGAGGUCACACGAGUCCUUCCAGGAGAUGGACCUCAACGAUGACUGGAGGCUCUCCAAGCAAGAGGUGAAAGUGUAUCUGAGGAAAGAGUUUGAGCGUCACGGCUACCCUCCCAACGACACUCUGCAUGAGAACAUGAUGGAGGACAUCUUCGCCAAAGAGGAUGCGAACAAAGACGGCUUCAUAUCCUCCAGAGAGUUUACUUACAAACACGACGAACUUUAAAGUCGUUCGCACUCGCCCGGUGUCUUCCAGCUCUCGAUGAUGUGGUGGAAAUGUGAACUUUUGAUAUUUUGUUUCAGUUAAAUGGGUGUUUUUAAUUAAUAGGCCGUAAGUGAUCAUCUUCCACGGCAGUCUUGACGACUUGACAUGAAAAGCAGGUGUAACCGAGAACAUGUCCGCUCGGUUACAUUGUCUUUCCGUGCUCCCGGUAAACCAGUUUACGCAACACUCGGGCGCUGGCACGAAGCAGCCAUCGUUGUUGUUAUGAGAGACACCUGUUUGACGUGUAUAAACAGCUGUGGGAAAGGUGCACUGCAGUAUCAACGCUGAAAGGAUAUACUGUUGAACUUCUUCAACAUACUUCGAAAUCUCAUUCUUACACAUUGAAAUUAAAAAAUUAAUAAUUCUCUGUACAAUCCAAGGAUUUCAGAUAUUACAAACACACACGUCUGAAACCACUAAAUGUUCCCACAGUGCACACGUGAAUCUAGACUUUCUCGUUUCUAUGAGCUUCUUUAAUACAAACGCGUCAAGACUAAACUCAAGAGGCAGAUUUUAAUGUUCUAUUUUACAACCAAUGUGAUCAAUAAAAGUAAACUUUUUAAAACAAAA
Molecule: messenger RNA, 1377 nt
Organism: Cottoperca gobio
Lineage: Eukaryota; Metazoa; Chordata; Actinopteri; Perciformes; Bovichtidae
Product: peptidyl-prolyl cis-trans isomerase FKBP14-like
Exons: 4
Coding region: 136-768 (210 amino acids)
Molecular function (GO): peptidyl-prolyl cis-trans isomerase activity; calcium ion binding
Source: RefSeq, a predicted model, not a curated record